GUUGCCAGCGGAAAAGCAGCAGCCUGCAUCAGCGGUGCCGAAUGGAGUAACCACAUAGAUAUUAUUCCAGACAGAACAUCUGUUAUUAUUUAGAAGCAUUGUUUCACAGCUCCCUAACAGCGAAAACAUGGCUGACGACCAGUCCUCUCAAUCCUGGUCAAUCGACAGGGAUGACUACGAACUCAAUGAGGUGAUAGGGAGUGGAGCUACUGCAGUUGUCCAGGCAGCAUACUGCAAGCCCAGGAAGGAGAAGGUGGCCAUCAAACGCAUCAACCUGGAGAAAUGUCAAACUAGCAUGGAUGAGCUCCUGAAAGAGAUUCAGGCCAUGAGCCAGUGCCACCAUCCGAACAUUGUGUCUUACUAUACCUCCUUUGUGGUGAAGGAUGAGCUGUGGCUGGUGAUGAAGCUGCUUGGUGGAGGCUCAGUUUUGGACAUUAUCAAACAUAUCAUCUCCCGUGGCGAGCACAAGACUGGCGUGCUGGAUGAGGCCAGCAUUGCCACCAUGCUCAAAGAGGUGUUGGAGGGGUUGGAGUACCUUCACAAAAACGGGCAGAUUCAUAGGGAUCUAAAAGCUGGAAAUAUCCUUCUUGGAGAAGAUGGCUCAGUGCAAAUUGCUGACUUUGGUGUGAGUGCCUUUCUAGCAGCUGGAGGGGACAUGACAAGGACCAAGGUUCGAAAGACGUUUGUUGGAACGCCAUGCUGGAUGGCUCCUGAGGUCAUGGAACAGGUUCGUGGCUACGACUUCAAAGCUGACAUCUGGAGUUUUGGGAUAACAGCGAUUGAAUUGGCCACUGGAGCUGCACCAUAUCACAAGUACCCACCUAUGAAGGUGCUGAUGCUGACCUUGCAGAAUGACCCACCUUGCCUGGAGACUGGCAUCACAGACAAGGAGAUGGUGAAGAAGUACGGCAAGUCGUUCAGGAAGAUGCUCUCCUUGUGUUUACAGAAAGAUCCAGAAAAAAGGCCGACUGCUGCUGAGCUGCUGAAGCAUAAAUUCUUCACGAAAGCCAAAAACAACGAGUAUUUGCAGGAGAGACUCCUAACCAAAGGUCCAACAAUGACAGAGCGAUCCAAAAAGGUGCGCCGUGUGCCUGGCUCAAGCGGGCGUCUCCACAAGACGGAGGACGGCGGUUGGGAGUGGAGCGACGAUGAGUUGGACGAGGAGAGUGAGGAGGGUAAAGCUGCUGUGGCAGCUCUGCGGUCCCCCAGAGUGAAGGACGGGUCCCAGAAUAUGGAGCUUUUCCCAGCAGCUGACAGCGCCUCAGGAAGUCUGCAGCCGCCUGGUAUGGCACAUGAGAGCCCUGCCAGCGCUGGCCAAACAGGAGAGGAGGCCGUACCACAGGCUCCUGCUCAGACAGGGAGCCCUUCACAUGCACCCACUGCUCAGGAUCCGGCUGCAGCCAACGCCAGUAUUCCCAUCAGCCUUGUUCUGAGACUGAGGAAUCCCAAGAAGGAGCUCAAUGAUAUCCGAUUUGAGUUCAUGUCUGGCAGAGAUUCUGCUGAUGGGGUUUCUCAGGAGCUGGUCUCAGCCGGUCUGGUUGACGGGAGGGACUUAGUCAUCGUUGCUGCCAAUUUGCAAAAGAUUGUUGACGAUCCUCACAAUAAUAAAAAUGUGACUUUUAAAUUGGCGUCUGGCGUGGAGGAGUCUGAAAUUCCUGAUGACGUUAAGCUCAUUGGAUUUGCGCAGCUCAGCAUCAGUUAAGUCAAGCAGAGCCAGAAACAAAGGACAGAAACAUAUGGUAUUGCACAGCUGCAUUGUAGUCAAUUCCAAGAAACCACUACUGCCAAAGACGGGAGGAAGAAGAAGACGACGACGAUGAGGAGGAGAUGUGGAGCUGGCAGGAGUGUGACACUACUGCAGGAUGCAUGAGGACCACUUAGAGAAGGGGCUCAGUUCAUCACAGGAAUCACACUUGAAAAGUUUACAGUGCGCUUAUACAGUAAAUGGGAGAAGAGAUGCAAUCAACUAUAUCAACUCCUAAUUUCUUUUAUUUUCUUCAUUCAUAAGCACAAUCCAAACCAUCUCCUGCCAGUACUGGAAGUAAUUGCCUUUUUUUUCUUUUUAAUUCAACUGUGCCACAAAACUUCAGCAUGUCGUGCCACUUUUAUACGGCACUUUAUGCUACACUGAAAUUAAAAAGUGUAAAUUCAGCCUUAGGUAGUCAAUUAUAGUUUUUUGGGGGUUUUUUUGUUUUGUUUUUUUCCCAGGAAACAAAAUUGAGUCUAUUUAGGAGCAUUUUAUGUACACUCAUCCCAGAAGAUCUAAGAAAACACCCCUAACAAUAAACAAAGACCUUAGAAACACUGUAGCAUAGAUUUACUUUUAUAACUCUGUAAAUUCAGAUGGAUUUUUACUCUAAAAGUUAACGAAAUGACCAGAUUUCUAUACAAAGCAGCCAAGACUUGUGCUGUGGUGAUUUUGUCCAAUCACAACCAAAGAGUUAAGGCUCUGAUUGCACGGCUGAAAUAAUUCACAAAUCCACAGUAACAGCU
Cheilinus undulatus (humphead wrasse) is the source of this 2493-nucleotide messenger RNA. Its product is annotated as serine/threonine-protein kinase OSR1-like. The transcript is spliced from 17 exons. The coding region runs from base 128 to 1702 and encodes 524 amino acids. The record is from RefSeq and is a predicted model, not a curated record. Lineage: Eukaryota; Metazoa; Chordata; Actinopteri; Labriformes; Labridae. Gene Ontology annotation, molecular function: protein serine/threonine kinase activity; ATP binding. Gene Ontology annotation, biological process: protein phosphorylation.